GCCGCCCGUUUACGGAUCCCGCCAAUAUUUCGACGACAACAAAAUACAAGCCAAACCGUGAUCACAACGACCCGUGAUAACUGCUGAUAACAGAUACCGUUUGCUAAUCGGUCGAAAAAUCAUAACUAAAAUCUAAAACCACAACGAAAUCGUUUUGCAUUUCUUCGGUGGAGAAACUCCCAUAACGAAUCAUUUAUUACUAUUUCGUUGGGUUUUCUCAAAUCCUCAAUCGCGUUUUGGGCGGGUACCGCAUUCGAGCGAUAGAAAUACUUGGCACCGUUUCCGAGCCCGCACGCCAUGUCAAAGUCGUCCGGUUCCAACGACUUGCGCACCGAGCUAGCCGAGCUCGUCAAACGCAAAUCAGACAUUGCCGAAACCUUAGCCAAUCUUGAACGUCAAAUUUAUGCAUUUGAAGGAAGUUACUUAGAGGACACUCAUUUAUAUGGUAAUAUCAUUCGUGGUUGGGACAGAUAUCUUACAUCAGCUAAUAAGCUCCCUAAUUCUAAAAAUGAACCACGUAACAGAAAAUUUAAAGAGGCUGAGCGACUUUUUUCCAAAUCUUCUAUUACCUCUAUGGCUGCUGUGAGUGGUUUAGUAGAAGCUCAAGAAAAAGCUGAAAUAAACAGUGAAACUGAGUCACAAACAGGAAAUAGUGGUAGUGAAGAUAACACGACCAAAGAAAGUGGAAAAUCUAAUAGUUUGACAAAUGGUCCAACCACCCCUAGAAAUCCCUUAGCUUCUGCCAAACGAGCGUCUAGUACUAAAAAAGUUAAAAAUCGAUGAUCUUCAUUUAACAAACUCAAUAGAGUUUUAAAACAGUUCCAGCGACCGCAGUGAGAACCUAAUGUUAUGUUGAUAUUGUUUAACAAACAACAUUCUUGUAAAUGUGUUAUUACUACUAUAAUCAAGUAUUUAGAAUUAUUUAUUAUUGUCCGAACAUAAUUUUAACUGUAAAUUAUUGUACAGUAAUGUAAAACUAAAACAUAGUAGCACAUUUUUUAACAUAACACACUUAAUAACAAUUUUUAAUUUUAUUAUAAAACUAUAGUUUAUAAAUCAAUUAACAUUAAAUCUAAGACUUUCAUUAGUAAUUAAUAAGUUUUAAAAUAUCUAACAAAAAAAAUAUUAAUAAAUUAUACAAUUAAUUAAAUUAUCAUAUACUUAAAUAAAAGCAAAAAAUAUAUUGAAUAAA
Messenger RNA from Rhopalosiphum padi (bird cherry-oat aphid), 1192 nucleotides. RefSeq names its product chromatin modification-related protein MEAF6 (gene Eaf6). Gene Ontology annotation, cellular component: NuA4 histone acetyltransferase complex. Bases 298 to 783 code for a protein of 161 amino acids. Lineage: Eukaryota; Metazoa; Arthropoda; Insecta; Hemiptera; Aphididae. The record is from RefSeq and is a predicted model, not a curated record. The transcript is spliced from 5 exons.